This is a messenger RNA of Kockovaella imperatae, 1204 nucleotides long. RefSeq names its product oxidoreductase. The transcript has 3 exons. Lineage: Eukaryota; Fungi; Basidiomycota; Tremellomycetes; Tremellales; Cuniculitremaceae. The record is from RefSeq and is a predicted model, not a curated record. Bases 27 to 1160 code for a protein of 377 amino acids. Gene Ontology annotation, molecular function: nucleotide binding.
AAUCCCGCUUGCUUCACCUUGCUCGCAUGUCAUCGACGACCAUGAGUCCAGUCAAGGUCGGGAUCAUAGGCUACGGCAACUCUGCACGUGUCUUUCAUCUACCUCACAUCCUCUCCGUUCCGGAGCUAUCGCUCGUGGCCUUCUUCCAGCGAGCUCGAGCAUCUAAUGACGACAAGCCAAAGAGCUCGGACGAUUACCCCAAUUGCAAACACUAUCACGACUUUGACAAGUUCCUGGCCGACGAGAACAUCGAACUCGUGGUAGUGACCACGCGAGACGAUUCGCAUGCCGACUUAUCCAUAGCCGCACUUGAAGCAGGAAAGAAUGUCGUUUGCGAAAAGCCACUCGGUCAGACAUCGGAGCAAGUGUUACGAAUGCUGGAGGCUCAGAAGAGGAGCGGCAAGAUCUUAUUCCCCUUUCAAAACCGCCGAUAUGAUUCGGAUUUCCGCACUGUCCAGAGGGUCAUCCAGAGCGGAGCUCUCGGUGACAUUCACGAGAUGGCGCUCCAUUACGACUGGGACCUACCAGCAUGGAUAGCAGGCAUGGGGGAUAAGCCAUACACUCCUGGAGCAGGAAUGAUGUUUGGUAUCGGUUGCCACAAGCUGGACCAAGCUCUGGCACUGUUCGGUCGGCCGUCCACAGUCACCGGGUUUUAUCGGGCCUUGCGACCGGGAGCUGGUGAUUCCAAGAUAGACGACACAUUCACCAUCGUCUUGCACUACCCAAAGAGCGGCCCGCAUCGGAAUCUCGAAGUAGUGGUCAAGUGCAAUGUCAUAAACAAAACGAAGCACCAGUUUGCAUACUUCGUCCGUGGGACCAAGGGCAGUUUCCUCAAGUUGGGUGAAGAUCCUCAGGAAGCUCAGGUUCAGAGCGGGAUGAAGCCUUCUGACGAAGGGUACGGUGAAGAGGACGAAGACAUAUGGGGCGAUCUCGCAAGUGAGGAUCGAGCGAAUGACUCUCAGGUCAAGCGGGGAAGCCUCUGGUGUGGGAAAGUCAAAAGCGAAAAGGGUAGCUGGGGAAUGUACUACCGUGACGUCGCCAAGGCGGUUCGAGGCGAUCCUGUCGUGGUCAAGGCAGAGACAUCGGCAGAUGGUAUUCGUAUCAUUGAGCUUGCCCGCGAAAGUGCAGAGAAGGGGCGAUCAAUGGUCUUCGAGGCCUGAAGGACCUGAACGGUAUUUCGCUGAGCAUCAGAGUAGCUGGAAGU